This is a messenger RNA of Phanerochaete carnosa HHB-10118-sp, 508 nucleotides long. RefSeq lists its product as uncharacterized. The transcript is spliced from 4 exons. The record is from RefSeq and is a predicted model, not a curated record. The annotation marks the transcript as partial. NCBI's taxonomy places the organism in Eukaryota, Fungi, Basidiomycota, Agaricomycetes, Polyporales, Phanerochaetaceae.
UUUGUAAGGCCCCUUGUUUAAAAACUUUUAAUCGAGGAAUACCGAUGCAAGAUGGCGUCGACUGAGGCAUUCGAGAGCACACUUAAGGAGGUGGUCCGUGCCAAACGACUGUCAGCGUCGAAGAUGAAGGAGUUGACUGAGAUUGCGAUGAAAACGAUGAAGAGCGACACGCAGUUGGUGUCCAUCUUGUAUCGAACGCACAAGUCGUUGUCGCCGGCAUCGAAGAUAAACAGCCUGUACACUUUCGAUGCGCUUGCGCGUGCAGCGCGCAGCUACGCGAACAAGCACAGUCUGACCGGUGACUUAAACACGGAGCCGGGCAACUGUGCCACUUUCCUUCUAAAGAUCGAGGGGGUCCUUGAUGGCCUUUUCAAGGACAUGCUCAGAACGGACCAUCUGGAAGCAAAGGAAAAGACGAAGAAAGUCCUGGACAUCUGGGUCAAAGGCCACACAUUCCCGUCCGAUGUAUUGUCGCGGUUGCAGAAGCUGUUUGCAGAGGCAGAAAAAG